AAACAUUGAAAGCGCCAUUUGCUCUCUUCCCUCCCAUAAAUACCACCAAGAAACAGAGGAUUAAUCCCACAUUUGCAUGGCGUUAACGUGCACCACCGAAUCCGCCACCGCCGCCGCCUGCAGAGGGCGGCGGAGGCUCCACCUCCACUGCAAGCACCGCCACAGAAAGCCCGUCUGCUUCUUCUACGCCGGAAUAUUCCACAAAAGAUACCUUCUUUUCUUGACAAUUCUCUACAUUACUGGUCUGAUCACCUGCGCCGGCCCCCUGCUCAGCCUCCUGCAGCCUCCGCCGCCGCCGCCGCCGGGAGCACUCUACCGCAGCCAGGAGCUUUUCCUCAAGCUCUGGCCGGAGAUUCAGUCGGAUAAUUCCUCCGCCGUUGAGUUGGAUAAUCUAUGGAGGUAUAGAAGAAAGCUGAAAGAGCAAAAGCUUUGUCAAAAUGGUUAUGCUUAUCAGCAACCAGUCUCCCCUGGGAUUCAGCGCUAUCUGGUGAUAGAGGCUAAUGGUGGCCUUAACCAACAGCGCUCAUCGAUUUGCAAUGCGGUGGCUGUUGCUAGAAUGCUCAAUGCUACUCUUGUGAUCCCACACUUUGAUGUUCAUAAAGUCUGGAAAGAUCCAAGUAAGUUUGCUGAUAUUUAUGAUGAGGAUCAUUUCAUAUCCUCCCUAAAAGAUUACAUUAUGGUGGUUCGUAACCUACCAGACGAAUUAAUGGAAAGCUACAAUUCUAGCAUCAGUGCCAUCCCAAGCAUUAAAGUCCCAGCUUGGGCGCCUGCUCGUUAUUACAUGAAUGAGGUUUAUCCCGUCUUGCAAGACACAGGGGUCAUCCGAAUCUCCCCUUUCGCUAACAGAUUGUCGACUAGCAUUCCACCACAAAUUCAGCAUAUAAGAUGUCUAGCAAACUAUAAAGCCCUGAGGUUCUCAUCAACCAUAACGGAUCUUGCAAAAACGAUUGCCAAUCGAAUGACUAAUAAGAGCAUGAGUUAUGGAGGGAAGUACGUUUCAGUUCAUAUCCGAUUUGAAGAGGACAUGGUGGCUUUCUCAUGCUGUGUGUACGAUGAAGGAGAAACAGAGAAAUCAGAAAUGGAGGCAGCGCGUAAAAGGGGUUGGGGGAAAAAGUUCGCUCUCAAAAAUCAGAUUUCUGAGGCUGGUCUAAACCGCGUAAAUGGAAAGUGCCCAAUGACACCAGUGGAGGUUGGUUUGAUGUUGAGAGGCAUGGGAUUUUCAAAAAACACUCCCAUUUAUCUGGCAUCCGGAAGAAUAUACAAGGAGGAUACAUACUUAGAGCCUCUUCGAAAGAUGUUUCCACUUCUCGAGACUAAGUGGUCACUUGCUACUGCUGAUGAACUUGCUUCAGUAAAGGGCUAUUCUUCGAGGCUUGCUGCUGUGGACUAUAUGUUAUGCUUGUAUAGUGAGGUUUUUGUGACCACUCAAGGUGGAAACUUUCCUAAUUUUCUGAUGGGCCAAAGAAGAUUCAUUUACAACGGACACGCCAAGACCAUCAUGCCCGACAAGACCAAGCUCGUAGUCCUAUUACAGAACACGACUACUAGUUGGGAAGGUUUCAAGGAUGAAAUGGAUACGAUGCUAGCAGAAAGUGAUCGGAGGAGCAUAAUGGUGCCAAGAGCUAAAAAGUCGACAAGAAAGGGCUCGAUAUACUCAAAUCCUUUGCCUGAAUGCAGGUGCCUAUGGGAAUCACAAAACUCUACCACAAACUCAGAUUUCUUCUUGUGAGAUGCAUAUACAAAGGUUGAUGCUUUAUAUGUUUCUUUCGCUCUAACAUCGCUUCGACUUUACAAGAAAAGGAGGAGUGAUCUUGCAGAGGGUGAGUGAAUGCUUAAGGUUAGAGGUUGAAGGAAAAAUUGUAGGAGGUGUAGACAUGAUCCAAAGCAAAGGUUUUGGAUUAUUAUUGUUUAGGAUGCUUGUGGAGUUGGAUUUAUUUGUGUAUGUCUCUAGUGAUUGUGAGUACAUAUUAGUCUUAUUUGCCGAGGCCGUCUUUAUUUUAUUCCAUAGCUCUGUUACUGGUAAAGAAUUGAAUCUUAUUUGUUUCAA
This is a messenger RNA of Salvia hispanica, 2047 nucleotides long. Its product is annotated as O-fucosyltransferase 10-like. Lineage: Eukaryota; Viridiplantae; Streptophyta; Magnoliopsida; Lamiales; Lamiaceae. The record is from RefSeq and is a predicted model, not a curated record.